Molecule: messenger RNA, 1686 nt
Organism: Juglans regia (Persian walnut)
Lineage: Eukaryota; Viridiplantae; Streptophyta; Magnoliopsida; Fagales; Juglandaceae
Product: protein starmaker
Exons: 2
Coding region: 135-1328 (397 amino acids)
Source: RefSeq, a predicted model, not a curated record
ACAAAUGUCGGAACUCGUACACAACAGCCGAAUUCUUUCCUUAUAAAAAGCCUUCUCUGUUGGCCUUCUACAAGCUCUAGAGAGAGAAAUUAGCAAGGAGUUCUGAGUUUUUUUAUAGAGAGAGAGAGAGAGAGAUGGGAGGGUGUGCGACUAAACCGAAGGUCUUGAAGGAGUCGUCGGCUCCGGAGCCGGUGAAGGAGGAGAAAGCCGGUGCAGCUGAAGAACCGGUUAAGAACGAGAAGGAGGCGGCCGUUGUUGUCGUUAGCGUUAACGAGGAGGAGGCUGAGAAGACUGAUAAGAAGGAGGAAGACGAUGAUCAUAAGGUCAAGGAGAUUGUUGAUGAUGACAAAGUUGACGACCAAGAUAUCAAGCGCCGUUCUCUCAGCCACUUGUUCAAGGAGAAUGAAGAAGGGAAGGGUUCAACUGAUGGUAAACCUGCAGUGGAGCCAGUACUAAAACAAGAAGAAUUAUCAGUGACAAAAGAACCAACAGAUGAAUCUGAGACCAAGCUUUCGGAGGUUGAGAAAUCUGAAAUUUUGGUAGAACAGAUCGCCGUCCCUGACAAUGAUGCCCUCGAGAAGGCCGCCGAAACAGAGAAAACAACUGAAACGGCACCAGCUGCAGAGGGCAAAACUGAUGAAACAUCCGAGGACAAGAAAACACAAGACCCAGAUGUUGCUGAUGCUCCUAAGGAGGCUGAAACCCAAACCAACGAGAAAACAGAAGAGAAGGCCGAAACACAGGCAGCUGCAGAGGACAAAACAAAUGAAACAUCCGAGGACAAGAAAACAGAAGACCCAGAUGUUGCCAAUGAGGCUGAAACCCAAACCAACGAGAAAACAGAAGAGAAGGCCGAAACACAGGCAGCUGCAGAGGACAAAACAAAUGAAACAUCCGAGGACAAGAAAACAGAAGACCCAGAUGUUGCCAAUGAGGCUGAAACCCAAACCAACGAGAAAACAGAAGAGAAGGCCGAAACACAGGCAGCUGCAGAGGACAAAACAAAUGAAACAUCCGAGGACAAGAAAACAGAAGACCCAGAUGUUGCCAAUGAGGCUGAAACCCAAACCAACGAGAAAACAGAAGAGAAGGCCGAAACACAGGCAGCUGCAGAGGACAAAACAAAUGAAACAUCCGAGGACAAGAAAACAGAAGACCCAGAUGUUGCCAAUGAGGCUGAAACCCAAACCAACGAGAAAACAGAAGAGAAGGCCGAAACACAGGAAGCACUUGAAACUAAAGCAGCUAAAGAGGCAAAAAACGAUGAUGCAUCUGAAGAAAAGAAAACAGAAGAGAAGGGGAGUGUUGAAGAAAAAGCCAAUGUGUGAUGGAAAAGGUCUUCUUGGCACGAUAAUAGGCGAAAGGUGACAAUGCAUUUGCCUCUUUAUUCUACAGGGAAGGCUGCCCUAGCGAUCGCAUGAUCACAAAUAAAGAUAAGUUCAUUGGUGCAUAUGGCAACCUAUUUAGAGGCGCUGUUUGGAGUUGUUUCUUUUCCUUUUGUUACAUGUCAUUCUUCUUUCCUCAGUUCUUUUCCUCCCCAUCUGUUUUCUUUUUCUUUUUUUCUUGUUCUUUUUUUUGGUUCUUUCGUUUUAUCUUUUCUGCAUGUAGACAUAGAUGGGUAAUAACUUUGUAGAGGUCUGCUUGUCUUCCUAUAAAAGGAAUGCUGUUUAAGUUUUUGCUGGCGAA